GAAGCCAUUUUAGUCGAAUCCAUCAUGGCCUACAGGGCAUUUCUGCAGUUUCGUGGAGGAACUAUGCUGAUAUAGCUGAUGCUGACGUCGCAGUUAUUGGUUCUGGGCCUGGAGGAUAUGUUGCUGCUAUUAAAGCCGCUCAACUUGGCUUUAAGACUGUUUGUGUGGAGAAAAAUGAAACAUUGGGUGGAACCUGUUUGAAUGUUGGCUGUAUUCCUUCCAAGGCUUUGCUGAACAACUCACAUCUGUAUCAUUUGGCCCAUGGAAAGGAUUUUGCUAGUAGAGGAAUUGAAAUUACAGGACUCCAGCUGAAUUUAGAGAAGAUGAUGGAACAGAAAAGUGGUGCAGUAAAGUCUUUAACGAGUGGAAUUGCCCAUUUGUUUAAACAGAACAAGGUCACACAUGUGCCUGGGUUUGGAAAAAUAACUGGGAAAAACCAAGUCACAGCAACCAAAGAGGAUGGCAGCACUCAGGUUAUCAAUACAAAGAAUAUCCUCAUAGCCACAGGUUCAGAAGUUGCUCCCUUCCCUGGAAUUAUGAUUGAUGAAGACACAAUUGUAUCAUCAACUGGUGCAUUAUCCCUGAAACAAGUCCCUGAAAAGAUGGUUGUCAUUGGUGCAGGAGUCAUUGGUGUGGAAUUGGGUUCAGUUUGGCAGCGUCUUGGUGCAGAUGUAACAGCUGUUGAAUUCUUAAGCCAUGUUGGUGGAAUGGGUAUUGAUAUGGAGAUCUCCAAAAACUUUCAGCGCAUCCUUCAGAAACAAGGACUCAAAUUUAAAUUAAAUACCAAGGUUACUGGUGCCACCAAGAGGCCAGAUGGAAAAAUUGACGUUUCUAUUGAAGCAGCUGCUGGUGGGAAGUCAGAAGUGAUCACCUGUGAUGUGUUACUUGUUUGCAUUGGUCGACGUCCUUUUACUCAGAACCUUGGUUUGGAAGAUGUUGGAAUUGAGCUUGAUAACAAGGGUAGAAUACCAAUCAACACCAGAUUCCAAACCAAAAUUCCAAACAUUUAUGCUAUAGGUGAUGUAGUUGCUGGGCCAAUGCUGGCUCACAAAGCUGAGGAUGAAGGCAUUCUCUGUGUUGAGGGAAUAGCUGGAGGUGCAGUUCACAUUGACUAUAACUGUGUGCCCUCAGUAAUUUACACUCAUCCUGAAGUUGCCUGGAUUGGCAAAUCAGAGGAACAAUUAAAAGAGGAGGGGACAGAAUACAAAAUUGGAAAGUUUCCAUUUGCUGCUAACAGCCGAGCUAAAACUAAUGCUGACACAGAUGGCUUGGUGAAGAUACUUAGUCAGAAAUCAACAGACAGGAUGCUGGGUGCUCACAUUCUAGGCGCAGGUGCUGGAGAGAUGAUUAAUGAAGCUGCUCUUGCUAUGGAAUAUGGAGCAUCAUGUGAAGAUGUAGCCAGAGUUUGCCAUGCCCAUCCAACGGUGUCAGAAGCCUUCAGGGAAGCAAACCUCGCAGCCUCUUUUGGCAAAGCUAUCAACUUCUAAAAUUAUGUGCAGAAGUGGAUUGAGGCCAGGGCCCUUUUGAGCCUGUCUCUUCAGAGCUGGCUGAAAGGACCCAUGAGUUGGUGAGAGAGCCAGAAUCUACGUGGGUUUACGUGGAAGUGAUAGCAAGAACUCUGAGUGAAGCGAAGAUGAAGUGUGUUUGUGAAACUGGGGGAGGAAGAUCUGGGACAUGUGGAAUUGGGGGGAGGGGGGGGGUCCUCCACGGGGAAGCCUUAUAUUAUGAUGGAUCCAUGAUGCAUUUACUUUUGAUCCACCUCUGCCUUUUGGAUAAAUGUUUUUUGAAAGCUUUCUAUAUGUCCCUUCUGCACAAUGCCUGCUCUCUACUAUGAAGCUCACCAAAACAAUGGGAAAUUUUCACAAAAUCUUGGGGAAAACUCACGCUGCUUUCCCCCCUUUUUUGAAGGGCUCUCUACCUGUUUGAACACUAAGGUGAAUUUUUACACACAUUUCAUCUUGUUUUUCUCAAAACAGAAAACCUAGGAAAUGGACUCUCAACUACUUACUAAUAGUUGGGAGAUCUGGUUCUCCCUAAUCUCUCUAAAUAAAUAAAAUUCAAGCCCUUA
Molecule: messenger RNA, 2068 nt
Organism: Pelodiscus sinensis (Chinese soft-shelled turtle)
Lineage: Eukaryota; Metazoa; Chordata; Testudines; Trionychidae
Source: RefSeq, a predicted model, not a curated record